This is a messenger RNA of Hevea brasiliensis (rubber tree), 903 nucleotides long. Its product is annotated as ubiquitin-conjugating enzyme E2 14. The transcript has 6 exons. The record is from RefSeq and is a predicted model, not a curated record. Gene Ontology annotation, biological process: ubiquitin-dependent protein catabolic process; protein polyubiquitination. NCBI's taxonomy places the organism in Eukaryota, Viridiplantae, Streptophyta, Magnoliopsida, Malpighiales, Euphorbiaceae. Gene Ontology annotation, molecular function: ubiquitin conjugating enzyme activity. Bases 163 to 666 code for a protein of 167 amino acids.
CAAAGAGGAGAAAGCUUCGGAACUUGCAAUUCCCUUCUUGCUUCCUCUCCUCAACAUAUACCCACAACGGAAUUACCAAGCGGAAGACCUUCUCUUAUAUUUAAUCUCGUUGUCUCUCUUUUUGAGCUUCUUCUCCCUCUCUCUGUAGUCGGUAGCUAAUAAAUGGCGGCGUCUCAAGGCAGUCUUCUCCUCCAAAAGCAGCUCAAAGAUCUCUGCAAGAAACCCGUUGAUGGAUUCUCUGCGGGUUUAGUCGAUGAGAACAAUGUAUUUGAAUGGAGUGUUUCAAUUAUGGGACCCCCUGAUACCUUAUACGAAGGUGGGUUCUUUAGUGCCAUCAUGAGCUUUCCACAGAACUAUCCCAUCAGUCCUCCAACUGUAAGAUUCACUACAGAGGUGUGGCACCCAAAUGUUUACCCAGAUGGAAAGGUUUGCAUAUCAAUUCUUCAUCCACCUGGCGAUGACCCAAAUGGCUAUGAGCUUGCGACUGAGCGAUGGAGUCCAGUCCACACAGUCGAAAGCAUUGUUUUGAGCAUCAUAUCAAUGCUUUCAAGUCCUAACGAUGAGUCUCCUGCCAAUGUUGACGCUGCGAAACAAUGGAGAGAUAGCAAGGAGGAGUUCAGGAAGAGAGUGAGUCGAUGCGUGAGAAAAUCUCAGGAAAUGUUGUGAUCUGAUGAACUGCUGCAUUGCUUGCUGCUGAACAUCUUCAAUCAAGAGAGGGAGUGGUGGCCAUCAACCAUAUAGUGAAUCAUGUAAAAUUCUAUUAACUUUUUGUUAUCAAUCCAUUAUAACCUUAAUCCUUUUUGCUCAUCUUUGAGCAAUAAGUGUUAGUAUGAACUUGAAUGAACCUAAAUUGGUUUCCUCAAAACUUGAAAGAGUUUUAAAUAAUAGGUAUUCUUCUUCUUC